AUGUACGCGUUCACCGGACUCCUGCUAGUCCUAGCCCUGACGUACGGCAGAGCGGGGUCAACGACUUUGGUCGACGUCGACUCCGAGAGCGACGAUGAGAACAGCGUCCUGGAUUACGUCACCAAUGCGACGCUCAACGGAGGCAAUGUCACGGAGGAGAUGCUCCUCGAAGCCCACCGGGAAUUCGAAGGGCAUUUUCAGUACGUCAUGAACAGCAUCCUCAAGCAGGCGGUGGUGUAUUUGGUGCAAGGAUCGGGAGAAACGGAUGUGUCGCCGUCCUGUAUGGCUAGUGUCUUUCGAACCGUCUUUGGAUUGAAGAACAUGGAGAGCUGGGCCUAUAAGCUGUUCGACGCCAUGGGACGUCCGUCUUCCGGAACGCUACGAGGCACUGUGGUUGACUUUGGCGCGUACGACGAAUGCCUGGCCAUCCGGGUUCGCACGCGGUCUGGCAACGACGAGGCCUUCAGAGGUCAAUACUGCACGGCCGAACUUGCGAUGGAUCUGCCGCCUGUACCCAAUGAUGAGAUCCUGCAAAAAUACCCGGACCUUUUCAUGAAGGAAGGUAUGACUGGACACGUUGCAGACCUUCUUCAGUCGUUUCCGGUCCUCACAAUGCGCGCAGCCCUCUGUGUGCCUUCUGAAUGUUCCCUCAAGGACAUCACAAAAGUCGUCACGCAAGCUACCAAGCAACUAGGCAUGGUACCCAAGUUUGUGCAUUGCGAGACCCAGGAAGGAGUGAAAGUCGACACGGUACAGCUGACUAUUCUAUCGCUGUUUGCAGUCAUGACGUGCUUGGUGGCGGCUGGAACAGCACUGGAAGCUUUUCGCUCCUCUUUCUACACUGAAUCCAAAGCUUCACAGGCAGGUCACUUGACAAACUUCAUGCUGUGCUUUUCCCUUGGGCAAAACGGUCGACGCUUACUGCCCAAGGAAGGCACCGAAUCUGACCGCUUCUCGUGCCUGCACGGCAUCUCGACGUUGUCAAUCUUCUGGAUUAUCUUCAGUCACACGUACAGCCUGUACGAGAUGACUGCCUUCCGUAAGUCAAUGUUCACUUUGCUACGACCUGCCAAACGACCUGCCCGGUUCGUGUUUGAAUCCGUAAAGAGGUUCUCGUCCCAAGGUGUUUCCAACUACACUGUUGCAGCAGAAACUUUCUUUCUAAUUACAUUCCUACCUGCAACCAUGGCUACAGUUGGAGUGUUCUACCUUUUCCCCUUCUUCACCUCUGGACCAAUAUUCCAAGAAAAGUUCGACGUGGAAAAACAGAGGUGCGACAGGCACUGGUGGACGAUCCUCGCGCAGUGGAACAACUUUCUUCAGUAUGAGGAUGCGUGCCUGCAGUACACGUGGUACUUCAACGCAGAUUUCCAGAUCUACGCACUGCUUGUGCCUCUCGUUAUGCUCUUAGCGAGCAAACCAUUACUCGCCAGCUGGAUCGGUCUCGUCAUAUGGGUAGCAUCCAUCGCAGCCGUUGGAAUGCAGACUUACCUUGGGUUCUACACACCAACUCUGCUCUUGGACACUCGAAUUGUACCUGAAAUCUACCGAACAUUCGGUAAUAUUGUGGUACGACCAUACACUCAUGUGGGUCCUGCCAUUAUGGGUGUCACCAUCUGGUGCUGCCUGGACAAGUUAGAAGGCCUCAAAAUGAAAAAGGUUCUUCAGGUCUUGGGCUGGCUUGUUGCCAUAACCAGUCACUUUGCCAUCAUGUACGGCACGUACGGCUGGCUCGGUGGGAAACUUCCCAGCCGCACUGUGUCUGCUGUAUAUGCUGCAUUACUUCGCUCGGGCUGGUCGCUAGGAGUCGGCUGGCUUGUCUUGGUCUGUGUCUCUGGCCACGGAGGCAUUGUAAGCGACGUCCUGUCCUGGAAAGCGUUCGUACCGUUCAGCAAGCUGGCCGCCUCUACGUAUCUCAUGCAUGUCCUUGCACUGUCCUUCCGCUCCUGGAGUAUUCGGGAGAGGAUCUUCGGCCAUCACUUCGUCUUCACGACAGAAUUCGCAGCCAACGUUGUCGUCUGCUUCACUUUGGGCCUGGUCCUUCACCUCCUGGUGGAGGCACCGUUAACCAACCUCGCAAAGAAGGCGUUCAAUUUCGUCAUCAAUCAAACGAACGAGGAAAAACAAAAUGAAAGCACGGCCACGUAG
This is a messenger RNA of Ornithodoros turicata, 2148 nucleotides long. RefSeq names its product nose resistant to fluoxetine protein 6-like. Bases 1 to 2148 code for a protein of 715 amino acids. NCBI's taxonomy places the organism in Eukaryota, Metazoa, Arthropoda, Arachnida, Ixodida, Argasidae. The record is from RefSeq and is a predicted model, not a curated record. The transcript is spliced from 14 exons.